This is a messenger RNA of Corylus avellana, 1548 nucleotides long. Its product is annotated as UDP-glycosyltransferase 74F2. Gene Ontology annotation, molecular function: quercetin 3-O-glucosyltransferase activity; quercetin 7-O-glucosyltransferase activity. The record is from RefSeq and is a predicted model, not a curated record. NCBI's taxonomy places the organism in Eukaryota, Viridiplantae, Streptophyta, Magnoliopsida, Fagales, Betulaceae.
GCGCUACCUUAUCCAACACAAGGCCACAUAAACCCGAUGCUCCAAUUCUCUAAGCGAUUGGCCUCCAAAGGGGUUAAAGCUACACUUGCCACCACCGUCUUCAUCUACAACUCCAUGCAGCCCCCAUCAUCGGAAUCCGUCCAGUUUGACACAAUCUCCGACGGCCACGACGAAGGCGGCUUUGCCCAAGCCGAGAGCAUCCCCUCCUAUCUCGCUCGAAUGGAAGCCAUCGGCUCUAAAACGUUAGCCGACAUCAUUAUAAAGAACAAAGACACUGCACACCCGGUUGAUUGCAUAAUAUAUGAUCCCUUUUUGCCUUGGGCUUUGGAGGUAGCCAAAAAGUUUGGCUUAGUUGGAGCCGCUUUCUUCACUCAAACUUGUGCUGUUAAUCUCAUAUACUAUUAUGUGCAUCAUGGAUUACUUAAGCUCCCGAUUUCUUCCACGCCCAUCUCUAUUCCUGGUCUGCCGCCGCUUGAGCUUCAAGACAUGCCAUCUUUUGUUAGUGUGUCUGGCUCGUAUCCAGCUUACUUUGAGAUGGUGCUAAAUCAAUUUUCUAACACCGACAAAGCUGAUUGGGUUCUUGUCAAUACCUUCUACAAGCUCGAGGUUGAGGUUGUGGAUUCAAUGUCGAAAGUGUGUCCAUUAUUGACAAUUGGCCCAACAAUUCCAUCUAUCUACUUGGACAACCGUGUGGAAAACGACAAUGACUAUGGGCUUAACCUUUUCACAAUAGACGACUUGUCAGUUUGCACUGAUUGGCUCAACACUAAGCCAGCAGGAUCUGUUGUUUAUGUGUCGUUUGGCAGCCUCGCCCAUUUAAGCAACAAGCAAAUGGAGGAGUUGGCGUUUGGUUUAAAGGGAAGCAAUUUCUAUUUCUUGUGGGUGGUUAAAGCUUCGGAGGGGGAAAAGCUCCCGGAAAAUUUUGUGGAAGAGAUGGGCCAUAAGGGGUUGGUGGUGAAAUGGAGCCCCCAAGUAGAAGUGCUAUCGAGUAAGGGCGUUGGGUGCUUUUUUACGCACGGCGGGUGGAAUUCAACCCUUGAGGCAUUGUGCUUGGGAGUGCCGAUGGUGGUGAUGCCACAAUGGACGGAUCAACCCACAAAUGCCAAGUUUGUUGAGGAUGUGUGGAAGGUGGGAGUUAGGGUUGAGGUGGAUGAGAAUGGCGUUGUGGGGAGAGAAGAGAUUGAGUCAUGCAUUAGGAAAGUAAUGGAGGGAGAGAGAGGAAAAGAAAUGAAAGAGAAUGCUAAGAAAUGGAGUAAUUUGGCUAUUGAGGCAGUGAGUGAGGAUGGCACUUCCGACAAGAACAUUGAGGAAUUUGUAUCUAAAUUGAUCAAAGCAAGCCCAAUGGUGUGAUCCAUUUUUAGAAUAAAACCAUUUGGCAUUUUCCAAAAUAAGUCCAGCAGUUUUAUAACUAUUAUAAAUUUCUAGGAGCUAUAUAUAUUAAUUCAGUAAAGUUAGCAUGAUGUUUUGAGUUAGAACUUUCAUCAUGGCUUAUAUAGGUGUAUGCUUGGAAUGUUAGUUAUUAAACACUAUCUAUUAAGGUUUUGAGCU